This is a messenger RNA of Paramuricea clavata, 375 nucleotides long. NCBI's taxonomy places the organism in Eukaryota, Metazoa, Cnidaria, Anthozoa, Malacalcyonacea, Plexauridae. The record is from the annotation of a GenBank genome assembly.
AUGGGACAAUUUCGUGCAACUCUAGAAUGUUUGACUGGUGCAACAACCACGCACGUUCAUGUUAUCAAAGGAAAUUUUCGUUGCUUGCUAAGCUAUCAAACGGCAUCUGCUUUGGGAAUAAUCAUGCUGAAUGUUAACAAUGUGAAACCGGAACAUGCCACCCAUGAACAACUGAUGAAAGAGUAUGCCCAUCUGUUCAACGGAAUUGGCAGUCUUAAAAAUUUUGAAGUUAAAUUGUUAAUUGAUGAUACUGUCCCUCCAGUAGCACAAACCCCCCGUCGUAUUCCUUUCCACAUGCGGCAAAAGGUCUCAGAUGCGCUCGACACGUUAGAAAGUGAUGGAAUUAUUGAAAAAGUAUCAGAUGCCACUCCUUGG